AUGAAUGCUGAAGUAAAAGACUACGUCAGCAGAUGCGACAUAUGCCAAUCAGUCGGCAACAGGCAACAAAAGGAAAGCCUGAUUCCACACCCCGUCACACAACGACCAUGGGAAAAGGUAGGAGUCGACCUUUUCACACUACAUAACAGAGAAUACCUCAUCACAGUUGACUACUACUCAAACUUCUGUGAGAUAGACACCUGCGAAGCGGACACACGGUCCACCACCAACAUCAGAAAGCUGAAGAUGCAGUUUGCCAGACACGGCAUUCCCGACGUAGUGAUGACAGACAACGAACCACAGUUUGCGUCCUCAGAGUUUGAGAAGUUUGCCCGUGAGUGGAACUUCAAGCACCAAACGUCAUCACCAGGAUACCCCCAGAGCAAUGGGAAGGUGGAGAACGCAGUUAAGACGACCAAACGACUCCUGGAGAAAGCAAGACUAGCACAGAGCGACCCGUAUCUAGCGUUGCUAGACUUCAGAAACACACCAUCGCAAGAGAUCGGAAGUAGUCCGGCUCAACGACUCUUCAGCAGGAGGACGAAAGCUACCAUGCCGAUAAAGACAAACCUCCUCCAACCGAGAGUUCAGAGCGACAUUCCGAGUAAACUCCAAGAAGCAAAGAAGAGACAGCGCAAGUACUACGACAGACAAGCUAGAGACUUGCCCGAUCUCAAGGCUGGCGACAUAGUAAGAUGCCAACCAAUGACCCCAACCGCUAAACAGUGGAAGAAGGCAACAGUGGUAGCGGAGGUUGGGAAGCGAUCAUAUGAGAUAAGAACAGAAGACGGAGGCAGCUACCGCAGAAACAGGAGGCACCUACGUAAAACAAACGAGGAAGCCCCAGACAUGACCGCCGUGGAGGAAGAAAACAACCCUCCAUGUCCAGCACCAACAACACCAGCAGCUGAGACAACAGUGCCAGUGGAACACGCAGCUGCACACGGACAGCCGAUGACAACGAGGUCCGGCCGAGUUGUGCAACCACCAGCACAUGUACACCUGAAGGAUUACGUGCGCGCCUGA
Messenger RNA from Branchiostoma belcheri (Belcher's lancelet), 1026 nucleotides. RefSeq lists its product as uncharacterized. NCBI's taxonomy places the organism in Eukaryota, Metazoa, Chordata, Leptocardii, Amphioxiformes, Branchiostomatidae. Gene Ontology annotation, biological process: DNA integration. Bases 1 to 1026 code for a protein of 341 amino acids. The record is from RefSeq and is a predicted model, not a curated record. Gene Ontology annotation, molecular function: nucleic acid binding. The transcript has a single exon.